This is a messenger RNA of Eucalyptus grandis, 1257 nucleotides long. RefSeq names its product plastid-lipid-associated protein 6, chloroplastic. NCBI's taxonomy places the organism in Eukaryota, Viridiplantae, Streptophyta, Magnoliopsida, Myrtales, Myrtaceae. The coding region runs from base 1 to 1059 and encodes 352 amino acids. The record is from RefSeq and is a predicted model, not a curated record. The transcript is spliced from 5 exons.
AUGUCGCUGAAAAUUACAAAAAGAAAGAUAAGUGAAGUGAUUGGCUUGCGGUCUUCCACAAACACAGCACUAUCAAUCUCUCUCUCUCUACCGUUUUCUCUUCGUCUUCCCCUCGCGGAUUCUCAGUCGUGUCUUCUCGAGAAAGCGACAAGGAGUUCGUGUGCAGGAAGAGAAGUCCCUGCAAAAACAAAGAAAGAAAGCAAAAAAGAAAGCCAUGGCUUCUUCUUGCCUCCUCCUCCUUCCGAACCCAACUCCCUUCCCUUCCUCCCUCCGCCCUCCUCCUCCGCCGCCGCCCUUUCCGUCCCCCGCGCUCUCCCCGCCGCUUCUCCGACCCGCCGGCGCGGCGCCGGCCGCCGCCCCUCUCUGGGCUCCGUCGUCGGGAAGAGGGGUCUCGCGACGCGGUCGAGCCUUGAUGAUGUCUCUGUCCUCGACCGGCCGCCCUGGCAGUCGGAUCCUGUCGCUCCUCUGAAGCUGAAACUGCUGAGUGCUGUCUCUGGUCUGAACAGAGGGCUCGCUGCGAGUGAAGAAGAUAUACAGAAGGCAGAGGCUGCUGCGAAGGAGGUUGAAGAUGCUGGAGGACUUGUGGACCUUUCGGCUGAUCUUGAGAAGCUUCAGGGUCGAUGGAAGCUGAUAUAUAGCAGUGCAUUCUCGUCUCGUACUCUAGGUGGCAGCCGUCCUGGACCUCCCACUGGAAGGCUUCUUCCCAUAACUCUUGGUCAGGUCUUCCAACGGAUUGAUGUUUUGAGCAAAGACUUUGAUAACAUAGUGGAUCUCGAGUUAGGUGCACCAUGGCCAAUCCCUCCUGUUGAAGUAACCGCCACGCUUGCCCACAAAUUCGAACUCAUUGGAUCUGCAAAGAUCAAGAUAACGUUUGAGAAAACAACGGUGAAGACGACGGGGAACUUAUCACAACUCCCACCAUUUGAGAUACCUAGGUUACCGGACGCACUAAGGCCUCCGGCCACAGGAAGCGGCGAAUUUGAAGUGACAUAUCUUGAUUCUGAUAUGCGUAUAACUAGAGGAGACAGAGCCGAGCUCAGAGUCUUUGUCAUAGCUUGAACCUUCCAACUGUAGAUAUUUCAGGUAAGGAGCUAUAGUUCCAAUACAUCGUGCUGUCCUUGUUCAUUUGGGUUCUUUUUUUUUUUUUUUUUUCUCCCCAUUGUUCAUUUGUAAAUGCAGAAUAAUAUGCAGCAUUUGGUAAAGCAAGAAAAUUUUAUGUAAAUUUGAUAUCUGAUGCGAACUUGUUCUUCCAAUCAA